This is a messenger RNA of Cyclopterus lumpus (lumpfish), 660 nucleotides long. RefSeq names its product von Willebrand factor D and EGF domains (gene seraf). The transcript has 5 exons. NCBI's taxonomy places the organism in Eukaryota, Metazoa, Chordata, Actinopteri, Perciformes, Cyclopteridae. Bases 1 to 621 code for a protein of 206 amino acids. The record is from RefSeq and is a predicted model, not a curated record.
AUGGGUGUCGCGGGUCUCGCUUCAGCCGCGCUCGUGGCCGCCCUGGUCGCGCUGUGCUCGGCGGCGCGCUCGGACGCGCCCCGGGGAGUCGCGGUCGGAUUCGUGUUUGACCCGAAGGCGAGGUGCGAGCCGCAGUGCACCCACGGAGGGAUCUGCAUCCGCAACGACACGUGCUACUGCUCCAAGGGCUACGAAGGAGAGAGCUGCCAGUAUGCCCACUGUUAUCCCAAGUGUAAGAAUGGAGGGACGUGCCUUCGCCCUGGGAAAUGCAGAUGUCCUGCGGGAUUUGGAGGAAGAUUUUGUCAAAAAGUGACGUGUGACGGCGGAUGCUGGAACGGGGAAUGCGUCGCCGUCAACGGAGUGGCCAAGUGUAUCUGCUCCUCGAGCUGGACCGGCUCAAAGUGCCAGGAGGCGAUCUGUCCCCAAGGCUGUACGAACGGGGGAACCUGCGUGGCUCCGGGGGUCUGCAGCUGUCCGGAGGGAUGGCUGGGCGGCGCCUGCCACGUCGCCGUGUGCACCAAGUCCUGCUGGAACGGGGGGAAGUGCAUUUCUCCAGACAAAUGCCGAUGUCGCGCCGCGUUCUCCGGCCCUCUGUGCGAGCGGAUAACGAGGUACGACUAAUGCGACCCCGCUGGGGUCAGAGGUCAAUGAGGAGCAAUA